UCAACAGCGAAGAUCAGUCUGAUUUUGAAAGCAAGAAACUCCGAUAUGUCUAGAAAGUGCCCAACAUGCGACAAAACUGUUUAUAUGGGUAAGAAAUUGAUGGGCUAACACUUUGUGAUCUGCACUCGUUACCUCACGACUUUGACAGCCGUUGAUCGAAGGUUUAUUUCUUUCAACCGUUGCUGAUUUUUUUGGGGUAACUUUUACAUAAGGUCCAUAAGGUACACUGAAAACUUGGCACGAAGUUUGCUUUUAUAAUUGACGGAUGAUUCAGUUGUUGCUUUCUUGUUUCAUGUUGUCCAGCGAUUGUGCCCUAGGUUUUUUAUCUACUUGUAUAAUUGCGAAAAUCAAAGAAAUGGAUGCGAUCUGUCAUCCUCGUGUUAUUCUGACAGGUGAAAAAAAAGAAUCGCUUGGAAAUUGGUACCAUCCUUUGUGUCUUAAGUGCAGAAAAUGUGGACGGCAACUGGCAGUGGGCAACCACGCGGAAGUAAGCUUUUUAAUUUUUGCACUUUUAAUUCGAAUUAACGUCUAAAGUUCAUGGAACGUGCACAUGUCGUGAGCGAUAGUGUUUUAAUAUAUACAGUGGGUCAUGUAGUUUGAGAAUAAGUGGCGUGACUCGAAUCUGACAUCAUAAGAAGUGGAAGGCUCGAAUUUUUCAAUUCGUCAAAUUACAAUCAUCUAUUGACUGAUCUUUACAAACGGCUGAAUAACUGAUUCAUUUUAUUUUAGGUUUGUGUUAUUCCGUGGCUCUUGUUCCUGAACGCAAUUUAAAACUAAACAAAAACAAACAAACAGAAAGACAAAAACAAAAAAAGCUGAUAACGAUACCUAGUGACUUGUUCACAAUGGGUGGUUCGUAAGGCCUUAUUCCCUACGAAAUUGACAGCACUAAAAGGAAGUUUAGAUAGUCUUGUUAAGUAUCGUCUCCAAACAGCUGUCACAUUGCAGAAAAUUUUAACAUCCCUUGCUUUUGACACUGAUGUAGCUCGGACCCGAAAUAUGAUUUUCACAGGAGCCUAUACUGACAACAGGAGCCUGAUCAUCCUUGUACCCAGGCCUGUUCGCGCUAUCCGAGUGAACAGAGGAGGCUUGGAACCAAGCGCGAUAGCGAAUUUUCCCGACAAGCUUGACAGGUGACGUCACAUCCGAAAUCGCCGAGGACGACUGGGAACGAGGCUGGAGCCUGAUGACAGUAGCCUCCUCAGGGCGAGGGCUCCCGUGUAAAGGGUUAGAGGGUUAGGGAUGCUCACCGAAAACUUGGACUGCUCAGAUCUCUAAAGGAGACCAUUGUAGAACAAACAGCCAAAGGAGAGCUUUUGAAAUGCGCUGAAAGAAACUAAAACUUAAACGUUUUACCCCCUCUCCUUUUCGUCUUCUGCUUUCUUUAGAAUUACGAUAAGCACCCCCCGGGCAGUAGACAAGGGCAGUAAUCGGUCCACCGACUUGUUCUCUGUUUCGUUUCGAAUUGUUUUUGGGGGAGACAUUUUUAAUUUCUUUCUCUUCUGCCAAUUUUCUUAAAGAAUUCGGAAUUGGCAUUGAGAAUUAUGAGAGUAGUAGGUGAACUUGACUCAUUAAAAAGGCGCUCACCUGUAGAAAAUUUCAUACUUCAGAGGCUCUUACUUAAAAAAAAAAUGUUACAUGGUAGUUAGGACUGGCCGGCCAGACAGGUCAUCUUGAAAAUGAAAUACCUUUUUUCCAGAGUUUUUGCAACACUCAACAUUGUUAUGCAUACUAUUUAAGCCCCUUGCAAACGGACACAACAUUGUUCGGAUGAUACAUGUUGCGUCUGUUUGCAAAUCCUGUUGCACGUUGUUGCGCAAAGUUAAGGUCAAACUUUUGAGCCAACGUACAACUCCUAACACAUUUCUUAUUCCGUGAUGGCCGAAGCGUAGCGCAACAAUGUUGGAUCCGUUGCACAGCUCGUCCAAGAUUGUUAGGGCCACACACGCGCAUUUUACACACCUCUGCCAACACGGACGCAAUAACUUCCCACAUUGUUGCGUUUGUUUGCACGUAGCUUUAGAAAUAAAAUAAUCUGGCUGGACAGAUCUGUUCUGGUUUGGCCGGCCAGUUCUUACCAUGGUAAAUGCCCUUACUCGACCUUACACUUUGGCGGCCGAACGAACUUUAUUAUAUUGCCAGAUACAAUCGAGUGGUUCUAGAAUUAUUGCGGACAGUUGGGAGUACAGCAAAUUCUACUCAAUUUAACUGUUCUAUGAGAUAACUCUAGUCGCGAAUUAUGUCAAGCAAUUUAUACCAGUAGCAGAUAGGUAUAAAAUUCAACAACUGUAACCACUUAUAAAAGGACCAAGGUAACUGUUACAGGUUAGUUUAUUAGAUGUUUGCUAUAUUUGAUCUAUUUUAGCGAAAAGGCGAGCCCUACUGUCAUAACCCUUGCUACGCAUCUCAGUUCGGUCCGGGGGGAUUUGGUCAUGGAGGCACAGAGUCACACAAGUAUUAGAGCGUUAUUGUAGGUAUGUAUCAGAAUCCUAUAACGUCGCUGAGCUACUCGACGGUCAACUCUUUCCAAUAUAAUACAACAACAAGCAACAAAGCAUUUAUUUGUUAUUGCAAAUUGUUUAGGUAAAAGAUUUAUAAUAACCGUCACGAAUAUAAAACAAUUCAUGCCCAGUCAAAAUUUAUAUUAUUAGUGUAGUUUGAUGUAGUGGGUGUAGUUUGACGUAGUUAUUAUAGCAUAGCUUGGUGCAGGUUUGUGCAAUUUGGUGCGUGUUGGUGUAGUUUGAUGCAGGCUAAUGUAGUUUGGAGCAAUUUGGUGCAUCUUGGUUUAGGCUGUUGUAGUUUGAGGUAGGUUGCUGCAGUUUAGUGCAGGUUGGGGCAGUUGGUGAAGGUACAGUUUGGUGUAGUUGGUGCAGUUUGGGGCAGCUUGUUGUAGUUUGGUGUCGGUUGGUGCAGUUUGGUGUAAUUUGGUGCAGGUUUGUGUAGUUUGGUGUAGUUUAGUGCAGGUUGUUGCAGUCUGGUGUUUGGUGCAGUUGGAUGCAUAUGCAGGUUUGUUCAAGUUGGUGUAGUUUGGUGUAAUUUGUGGCAUGUUGGUCCAGUUUAAUACAGUUCGGUAUGGUGUGGUGUAGGUUGGUGCAGUUUGGUGAAUGUUGGUGCAGUUCUGUACAGGUUGGUGCACGUUGAAUGGUAUCAUGAAUUUAUUAUCAGAUUUUGACAAAAAGCAAUGGAAAGACUGUUAGCAAAAGCUAUGUGACGCGGGUAGCGCAAGUAAGUAAAUGUAGCUAAGAUUAUAGCUCACAAAGGCAAGGCGCAGCUUUUUGUUAGUUUAUGAAAACUACACAUUAAAUAGCAGUUCAAGGGUUGACGGCUUGUCCUACUAUUUCUGCAGGUCUUUCAUAGUUACAAGAAGCAAGAACACUAACUCCAUCUGGCGAGAGAGACUAUCAGAAAAAUGUCAUGUUUUUAAAUAAAAUAUCUAAAUGUGGUGUUUUGAGUUAAUCACUGUCAUAUUUUUAUUCAGGUUGUGUGUAUACAUCGAAGAAUUUUUAAAAUAAUUAAACCAAUCAGAAUGCGACUGGUAUCUUUUUGCUUUCUCUGAUGGUUUCUAUUUUCUUACUACAUGAAAUUAACAAAU
Molecule: messenger RNA, 3592 nt
Organism: Porites evermanni
Lineage: Eukaryota; Metazoa; Cnidaria; Anthozoa; Scleractinia; Poritidae
Source: the annotation of a GenBank genome assembly